Lethenteron reissneri (Far Eastern brook lamprey) is the source of this 3340-nucleotide messenger RNA. RefSeq lists its product as uncharacterized. Gene Ontology annotation, molecular function: oxidoreductase activity. The record is from RefSeq and is a predicted model, not a curated record. Lineage: Eukaryota; Metazoa; Chordata; Hyperoartia; Petromyzontiformes; Petromyzontidae.
GAGACGAGGUGGAUAUGAGCAGCUGCGUGAGCUUCUCUCCCUCUCAGCCCAAGCGCCUGAUUGACAGAUUAAAUAACAGCCAUGUCCAGGUGUCUGAUUCCCAAAGCGGACGUGAAGACGUUCAUUCAGCAAUGCAUGGUGGCCGUCAAGACAAAGCCGGCGCAUGCCAAGGCCCUGGCCGACGUGCUGGUGGAGGGCGACUACCGCGGCCACUACAGCCACGGCCUCAACCGCAUGGACAUGUACGUGAAGGACAUCAAGUCGGGCAUCUGCGAGAAGGAUGGGGAACCAACGAUUGAGAAGGAAACCGCAGCCACCGCCCUCGUGAAUGGAAACAAUUUGCUUGGGCCGGUUGUGGGCAGCUUCUGCAUGGACCUGGCCAUCAAGAAGGCCAAGGAGAGUGGCGUUGGAUGGGUGGUGGCCCGGGGUUCAAAUCAUUAUGGAAUCGCUGGCUUCUACUCCAUGCAAGCGCUGGAGCAAGGCAUGAUGGGAAUGAGCUUCACGAACACCUCUCCGCUGGUUGUGCCAACGAGAGGGAUGCAGUGCACUCUGGGAACAAACCCCAUCAGCGUGGCGGCACCAGCUGGGAAGGACGACAGCUUCGUGCUGGACAUGGCCACGUCAGCCGUUGCACUGGGCAAGGUCGAGUUGCAUGCGCGCAACCAGCAGACGAUUCCCGAGGGCUGGGGCUGCGACGCGAAGGGCGCCGUCACGCAGGACCCGCAGAAGGUGCUGGACGGAGGAGGCCUUCUGGCCCUGGGAGGAACCGAAGCCACAGGAGGCUACAAGGGCUACGGCCUGGGCAUGAUGGUGGAGGUCUUCUGCGGCAUCAUGGCUGGUGCUACCUACAGCAAGAAUGUCCGCACCUGGAGGGAGACCAACCGCGUGGCCGACCUCGGGCAGUGUUUCGUCGCCGUCAAUCUCAGCUGCUUUGCGCCAGGCUUCGAGUCUCGCAUGGCUGACCUCUUGAGCAUCCACCGCCACUUGCCGCCGGCGCCUGGGGCCACCAGCGUGCUGGUGCCUGGCGACCCGGAGCGCCAGCACAUCGCCGAGUGCGAGGGCAAGGGCGGCAUCCCCUACUCUGUGCACGUCGUGAGCCACAUGAACAAUGUGGCGAAAGAGCUGGGCGUUGCACCCCUGCCAGUGUCAGUGAUGGACAAAUGAAUAACAAAGUGCAUCGGACACAAAAGUGGGAUUGUACGCAAAGAGCUUUAAAUCAUUCGCUAUCGUCUGGUUCCGCAAUGUGGGUGUUGAUGAACGUAGGAAUGCGUUGUACGUUUCUACUAAAUGGGGGGGGGGGGGGGGGGUGUGAUAGUGGAAGUGCUUAGGUUGGCAUUCAAUUUGUGCUUUGGACAAGUCGACGACUUUUUUGGGUUUUACAGACAUCCGCUGCGUUUUAAUGUCAUGCAGUACGGCAAGAGGCGAGUCGUGCUGUGGUUGUACACUGCAGCCCCCCUCGGGAUGUUUCCGCUGUUGGCACAGCGCGUCGUUCGGCACGACGUCCCACGUUUGGCUCCGUGUCCUUAGAAGCUUUUUCAGGAACCGAAGAGGCUGAAGAGCCAGCGUCAUUAUUGUUGUAAAAAUUACAAUAAAAAAACCCACUGUGGAGAGCCCUUGUCAAAAUGCUUCAUAAAAUCUUAUUCGAUCCAAUGAUACAUUUGAUAAUCUCUUAACGGUGAACAAACCCAAUGCCUGGUGCUACUCUGAAGAUUGUAUCUUGUUAACACUGUUUCUUCGUAAAAAAAAGUGUACAUUUAGAAAUGAAAUGAACACUAAAUACGCUCAACUUUAAGUGUGAAGAAACAAUUUAUAUGUUGUAGUUAUGUACAUUGGAAAUUAAAAAGUAUUGUGGUAGGCAUCUUCAUAUUCUGUUGCUAAAAUUAACAAUAUAGUAUUGGAUUAUGUUUUAAGAUGACAUACAGCAGUAUAACAAUUUCAGUAUGGAAUUAUAAUAGAUUUACUUUCAGUUUAAUGAGCAAUCGCAUUGUAAUUGGCUUAAUUGCUGCAGCAUAGAACUAUCAGUUUAUUAUUAUCUGACGACAUGAACCACCAAAGUUGUUCAGAGGUAGUGAGCUGCUCGCAAAUUGAAGGUUGUGACUUGGGCAAUCAUCCCUCUGGGAUUGACAAAUAUUACUACGACUUUGUGGGGUAGUCAACGCUGUUUAUCCUUUUCAAUGACUGAAUGGCGUUCAAAAAAACUCACAAGCCAACACCUCGUGAAAGACCCAAGACAGAAGAUCCCUGGUUUUUAUCUUCAACGAACCUCGUGGUCCACCCUCAACCGCAUCCGCACAAAUCAUGGCAGACGCGGAUACCUGAUGCACAAAUGUAAAAGUAAAAAGUCGCCAGUGUGCGACCGUGGUAAUCCAGAACUAACCAUAACACGCAUAACGAUGAAAUGCCCGGUCCACAAGUACUGAGGCAUCACAGCGCCACUACUACGCUGGCUACUGUUGUAGUUCUAGAGUUGAAGCUUUCGUGACUGCAAGGAUUCAUUUUUCGGUAAAAAUAAGUAACGAAAAGAUUUGUAUUUAUUUAAUAAAUAUAUUUAGUCUAUAAAAUAAAUUAUGAAAUAAUAAAAAGAAAACAGAUAGUAGAAAUAAAAUUAUUAUUUUAUUUCUAUUACCUUUAUAUGUUGUGGUUAUUUGUCUUGACCACCUGAAUGUGAAAUAGUAGUUGUUGCUCUGCAUCUCCAUCAGCCGUACGCAAGAAGAAGACCCCUUUAUAUCCCCACAGACACCGAUAGACCCCACUGACCCCAUACUCGCUCUAUAAGACCAUGAUCCACUUCGGCACUUGUAGAGCAAUCGUUGCCAACAAUCAUCACUGGCAUUGGUUGCCGCAGAAUUUCCGAUUGUUUAAAAUGGUGUUACACGAAAAUCUAGACACACCUAAUCGCAGCGUCCCCUUGUGGGCAACUGGGAUAUCAACUUGAAUCAGCUCACAGAUGUAGAUCAUUUGACUGCCCGACGUCAGACCCUCUUCAUUUGAUAAAAAAAAUACGUAUUGGCGGUACACAGGUGCAGCAUAAUACACCAGUCCUCGUAAAACAGAGUGACGACGUCGCUACUGCCUUUGAGUGAGCCGCAGACUCCCCAUCAGAAUUUGCCUUCGAUUCAGCUACUGCUUUCCCAUUUGAACGUGUGGUGACACCACGAGUCAUAAUCUUUUGAUAACACGAAAUGAUUGCGGAGAUGAAUCGAGGAACGGUCCGGCCAAGUCUCAGGGCACGAGAGUCAAAUCUGCCUUUGGGACACGGAGCAGCCAAUCGUCAUCAGGCUCGGUGCUGCAUUACGGCAACAGACUGUGAAGCUUCGUUCUUUGGUUUUUUCGGUAAAGU